CAGCUCCUCGCGCACGGUGGCAGCCAAUCAGCGGCCCGGUUUCUCUUCAGCAUCUCGCAGGGGAUUGAACCAUCGGGCAGAUUUGAGAGCACGUAGCGGGGGAGGAAGGAGAUCUGCGAGAAGGGCUCCGGAUCGACGCGCAAUAUUAUGAUUUUCUGAAAUCGACUGGGAGCGCUGAAGGAUUGCGUCACUGGGUGAUCGAAACGUAAAAUGAAACAAUUGCAACAGAACCAUUGGGCUUUCUCAUAUGCUGCCUGUGCUUCUCGGGAUGUGGCUGCCAACAAUAACUGCUGCAGUUUGUUUAAAACAUCUCUAUAUCCCUCUGCCUGCCAAGAUAUUUGAGUCACCAAGCAGUUUGGAUUACUGCAGAGACGAGGACUCUGAGACAGAUUGUCGGUGAUCUUAGACUUUGGGCUCAACUUUGUGAUUUUUGGGGGUUUUUUUCAUGCUGUGCAGCAGCAGAGCGAAGAGGGGACUGUCAUCAAACUGGGCACCGACUUGGAGGCUGUAUUUAGAUUAAGUAAACCUUGUUUAAUAAAGAGGCUGGGAUUGUUGUGUCUUUUGUUGAAGCAUGCUUGCAGCUCCGGAGUGAGUCUGGUUGUAUCAUCUAUUACUUAAGCAUUCAAGAAAAACGGAUAGAGGAGCGCAAAUUACAAAGAACAUCACUUUUCUGGAUUUAAAGCACAAGAAGAAACCAAAAAUCAUCUAAUACAAGCAUUUCACAGGACUCAAAUUCCUAUUCAACCAUGGGAGACCAGAAAGACAACAUAGACGACUUUAAAGUCCAGACAGCUAAGCACCCCAACAUGAGCGCAGUCCCUCUACGGCCACACAGUGAACACUCUAAAGACCGAACAUCCAAAAGGCUUUCGACGGAGUCUAAUGGGACCAGUGAUGGAGGUAUGGGCUCGUCCACACCGGUGGAGAUCACCGCUUUGGAAGAGUCCUUUCGACGCUUUGCCAUCCAUGGUGACACUCGUGCUACCGGCAAGGAGUUGCACGGCAAGAACUGGUCCAAACUCUGUAAAGACUGCGGUGUGAUCGAUGGGAAAAACAUCACCCUCACUGAUGUUGACAUUGUUUUCAGCAAAGUCAAGAAGAAAUCCUGCCGAACCAUCACGUUUGAGGAAUUCAAAGUGGCACUUGGAGAGCUGGCUCGGAAGAAAUACAAAGAAAAGACCGGAGAAGAUGCUGAGGCCGAGGUCUUCAAGCUGAUUGAGGGGAAGGCGCCGGUCAUCGCAGGAGUCACGAGAGCUGUGGCCUCGCCCACGGUGAGCCGCCUCACAGACACCACCAAGUUCACGGGGUCGCACAAGGAGCGUUUCGAUGAGACCGGCCGAGGGAAGGGGAAGGCCGGCCGGGUGGACCUCGUCGACACUUCGGGAUACGUAUCGGGAUACAAACAUCGAGGGACGUAUGAAAAGAAAGUGAACAAACCCACUGAUGGCCGACCCAUGUGAAGGCAAAACAUUUCAUCAACUGCCAAGAUGAUUUUCUACAGAGUACUCCUAGAAAGCACAAAAGAAUACAAGCUCAUACAUUUCCCAGCCCAUUUGUUUUUAUGUGUACGUCUGUGUGUAAGAGAGAUUUUUUUAAAAAAAGAUGGUUUUUAAACUAUUCUCUGUGUGAGAACUGGAAAACUGUUUACAUGUAUUUUUACGAAGUCAUCACCAGCUGGUACAUUCCUGUCUGAUAGCGAGUUACUGCCAAACACUGAGAAGAACCAAUGAGAGGAACCGCUAGAGCCUCUUAUGAUACGGCCCCUUAAUAUUCAACAAGCACAAUGAACAGAGUGCCAAGAACAAAAACAGAACAAUUUGAUUAAAAGGGGGAAAAAAAUUGCACUUUUUUUAUUUGAAAUAUUUCUAUUACCCUGUCUGGUGAAAGAAUGAUGUCGGGUUAAAGAUGACUGGCGCACUUUCUGUUUGACACAGAUAUAACUGCUGUUUGUUUUGAGAACUUUAAUCCCUCAUUUCAUCUUGAGUGCUUUUUUUUUCACCCGCACUUAUCAAUUCUGUGUUUAGGAAGUCUGGUGUCCAGUUUUUACGUUUCUUUCAUUGACUCACUAAAUAAUGCGGAGGUUCCUCAAGCCGUUUAAAUAAUGGAAACACAAGUUUAAACUGUGUGCGUAUUUUUUCACGAAAAUCUUGUAGGGAGUGAUUGCAUCCUGGUUAGACAGAUGAAAAACAUUACACCCUCAAAAAGAUCUCAAAUUAAGUCAUGUUUUUGUUUACAAGAGUAAAAUCUCACUUUAAGCAAUUUUUUUAAAAGUUAUGCAUCUGGCCUUUCUGGGCUUCUCUAAUUUUGAUAAAUAUACUACACAUCUAAGACCAGGGAAGAAAAUUAGAGGCAUUAUAAUCUGGCACAACUUUUCUACUUUAUAAUUCAUGAAACAUGAUAAAAGACCUGCCCUUUCAAUAAUAGUUUUUAAACAUAAUUAUUCUUCUGAUCUUUUGGUAUUUAAUUAUAUACAAACCAACAUGCAUUUAAAGCAGAUUAUCUUCCCCCACUGGCUAAGCUCAGUUGUACAAGAUUGUAUUUUCAACGUUUUAGUUAUGUUAUCUCCUUAUCAGAUUUAUACACAGUAGCUCUAAUAUAUUUGCUUUAAAGUUGUGUAUAUACUCUAAACUGUUUCUGCCAAUUAGCCUAAUUUAAGACACUGAAUUUUACGUAUUUAGUUUUUCUGUAUUGCUGUACCUCGUGCAUGUUGUGUAUAUUGCAUUUGAUUCAGAAGCAUAUAGAUGACAGAGGUUUUUUGUUUUUUUUCCUAAACUGCUGUGCCUGAUGUGAUUACAGACUACUGGUCAGACCUAAGUAUUUCCUUGGUUAAAAAAUAAAUAAAUAAAAUUAAGUAUUGAAACUGUGGGAUCAUGAUCAAACCUUGUAUUUGCCUGCAAUGACUGUAUGUAUUUGUACUUGUACAAAGUAAGCUGUCCUCUAAAGCUGCCCUAUUUGUCUGUACCUUUUUUGUGUAAGCUACUGUCAUCUAAGGCACGGUAAUUACCUGAUGAAAGCAGGGGUUUAAUGUUUACUUAAAUACUCUACCAGAUACAAGGGAAAACUGCAUACAACAAUUUUUGUGUAAAGUAUUUUUCCAACAUAACACUAUUGUGUGUAACACACUACCUGUAGCCUCAGCUGAUGAAGAAUCAUGCAUCGAGUGCAAAACUAGCAGCUUUUUGGUGUUAGCUUGAGUAUCUUUGUGUUUUUAAUGCCAAAUAUUGUGCACCUUUAAUGUGGAGGAAAUAUUUGUUUUUUUCUAAAAAAAAAAAACCAAACAAAAAAAACUUUUCAAGUACUAUUGUGCCCCAGUGCAUGCAGUGUACUACUUUUCUUGUUCUCAAUGCCUCUAAAAGUGUGUACUUGAUUUAUAUUGCAUUACUGAAAAUAAAUAAGCAGAAAAGAUG
Molecule: messenger RNA, 3407 nt
Organism: Xiphophorus maculatus (southern platyfish)
Lineage: Eukaryota; Metazoa; Chordata; Actinopteri; Cyprinodontiformes; Poeciliidae
Gene: tppp
Product: tubulin polymerization promoting protein
Exons: 6
Coding region: 747-1460 (237 amino acids)
Biological process (GO): positive regulation of protein polymerization; microtubule polymerization; microtubule bundle formation
Cellular component (GO): microtubule
Molecular function (GO): tubulin binding
Source: RefSeq, a predicted model, not a curated record